Phragmites australis (common reed) is the source of this 594-nucleotide messenger RNA. RefSeq lists its product as uncharacterized. Bases 98 to 406 code for a protein of 102 amino acids. NCBI's taxonomy places the organism in Eukaryota, Viridiplantae, Streptophyta, Magnoliopsida, Poales, Poaceae. The transcript has a single exon. The record is from RefSeq and is a predicted model, not a curated record.
UUCUAGUAGUGUGUAGUGUCCUUGAGGCUCCCGAGUUCAGGCGCCCACACCACACUACCUCCUCAUCUCCCAGCUAGGACUAAGUACUGAUAGCCACAUGGCGGCGCCUGUGGAGGUCGGCACGCGGGGGACCAUCGGCUCGCUGGUGCGCCAGGAGGCCGAGUACUACAGGAUGAUGGAAGUCGUAAGCCACGGCCACGGCAAGAGCAGCAAGGCUGCAGCCAACGGAGCAAGCCCCCGUAUCAAGACGACGAAGAAGAAGGGUGCAGGUGGCGGAGGGUUCUUGCCGAGGAUGUGCUCGUCGGCGGAGGUGGCGGAGGCCGUCGGCAGCGGCCUGUGGGAGCGGCCUGCGAGGGUCCGGUACCGGCAUCUCGGGGAGGAGGGAGACUCUCUGCAUCAACACUAGGCAUGCAUGCCGAGGACAGCCAGUCAGAUCCAGAGAGAAGCGGUGUUCGUAAUGUGGCGCGUGCAUGUUCAUUCUAUUCCUUUUUCUUGAUUUGAUCAGUGUUAGGAAUUAAGAGUGUUGAAACAUGGCAAUUAGUGUCAUUUGCAACGAGUCUUGUAGAGCAUUUUAGGGUUUUAUGUGUUGAAAUA